This is a messenger RNA of Oryza brachyantha (malo sina), 1399 nucleotides long. RefSeq lists its product as uncharacterized. The record is from RefSeq and is a predicted model, not a curated record. Bases 50 to 1294 code for a protein of 414 amino acids. Lineage: Eukaryota; Viridiplantae; Streptophyta; Magnoliopsida; Poales; Poaceae. Gene Ontology annotation, molecular function: protein binding. The transcript has a single exon.
AGCUCAGCCAAGAUUUCCACCAAGACGAAAGUGUUGGAGCGACGAGGCCAUGGCGGCCGAUCUGCCAGACGAUAUCCUGAUGGAUAUCUUCUCCCUCCUCGAGAUCCCUGACCUCAUGAGGGCGAGCUCCGUCUGCGCGUCAUGGCGCGCCGCGUACGGCAGCCUACUCAGGCUUGGCCAGUACAAACGGGCCCAGACACCAUGCCUGUUCUACACAUCUGCGUCCGAUGACGAUGAGAGGGUUGCUUGCCUCUACAGCCUCGCGGAGAAUAAGGUUUACAAGUUGACGCUCCCGGAUCCACCCAUCCGGAGGAGGCAUCUGAUCGGCUCCUCCCAUGGCUGGCUGGUCACCGCCGACGAGAGGUCCGAGCUGCACAUGGUGAACCCGAUCACCGGUGAACAGGUCGCUCUCCCGUCCGUCGCCACCAUGGAGCACGUCAAGCCCAUCACCGAUGAUGCAGGCGUAGUCCUCGAGUACGAGUUGUCGGAAUACUGGGGAGAUAUGGUUCAUGAAGAUCCGACGAUCCAUUCUCCCGAUGGCCUCCGUGAUCACCUCUACUUCAAGGCAUUCGUGUUUCUUGAACCCUCCAUGGGAGGCUACAUUGUGGUGCUCAUUCACAAUCCAUUCCAUCAGCUUUCAUUUGCAAGGGAAGGAGAUUGUAAAUGGACAUGGCUGCCACCGGGUGAAACGUGCUACGAGGAAUGCAUCUACAUGGAUGGCCUUCUGUAUGCAUUGACAGCAAGUGGAGGAAUCGAUGUGUUUGAUCUCAGCACUGGCUCUUCUGCUAUCACAAGGAAGGUAUUUGUAGGUUCGAUGAAGUGCUAUAUCCACGAGAACAUGUACAUUGUUCAGGCACCAUGGGGUGAUGUGCUGCAAGUUUGGAGGGAGCAGGAAAUUGCAGCCGGGGACAAUGAGGAGGAUGCUCCAGAAUGGGACAUUUCAAAGAUUUUAAUCCAUACUAAGAACAUACAUGUGUAUAGGAUCGACAUGGCAACAAAAGAGCUUGUGGAAAUAAAUGGGCUACAAGAUCAUGUGUUAUUUCUGGGGAAUAACAAGUCACAGUGUCUCAGUUCUGAAGAAUACCCGCACUUGAAGGCAAAUCAUGUCUACUUCACUGAUGAUGAAGAGGACAUUGCAUUAUCGGUUAGGGAUCUUCCCCGUGACAUAGGUGUUUUCAACUUAGAAAAUAACAGCCGUGAAGAAAUUGCACCCCCUCAGCUAUGGUCUGGAUGGCCAAGUCCAAUUUGGAUAACACCUAAUCUUACAAUUGGGAACUUGAGAUUGAACAACUAGUUAACUGCUAGAGAGCCAGAGUAGUAUCAUUUUAUCUGUUUUCUAGGUUUCCACUCUUUUUUUUUUUUUCAGUUGUAACCUUUUUUUUAGCCAGAUCGGCUGGAA